UUCAUUAUGCGAUCUUCUAACUUGCAUAAUAUGUAUUCCUAUGGAACUUGCCGUCCUAUAUUAUUCCUACAUUUUUGACAGUGAUGUUGCAUGUCGUGUGAUACGCUUUUGUGUUUGUCUAGCAACAGUUACUUCUGGUAUGAUUGUAUUCAUUAUAGCACUCGAUAGAUACUUGCUUAUAUCUAGGCCUCGUGCAAAAAAAAUUACCGUUGUCAAAGCAAAGAAAAUUCUGAAAUAUUUAAUCUUAUUUUCCUUAAUUUCGAGUACACCAACACUUGUUUUGUACGGCAUACAUUUCAGAAUGGUCGGACAAUGUGAAAAUAUAGGAACAGAUUGUACCAUUUCUUCACAAGUAGCUGACACACCCUAUCCUUUAAUCUAUCAUCUUAUCCUGGGAGCCCUUUGUUAUUCGUUGUAUACUUUUAUCCUAGUAAUAUACUUAAUGAUUGGAAAGAGUGUUUGGAGAGCUGUCACACUAAAGAGUUUAAAAAAAAUUAAUUUUAUUGACUCUUCAAUCACAACUGACACCUCUACUCAAAACCCAAACCAAAGCCAAAGCCGAAGCCAAAGCCGAAGCCGAAGCCGAAGCCAAAGUGAAGACAAGGGUACUGAAGGAGAAGAGACAUCGAGAGGAAACCAACUGCACCAUUAUGAAAUCAGGGUUACACACAGUCACAAACCCCAUCUUUCAAUAGCCGAAACAACAAUAAAAACAAGAACAACAACAUCAACUAAAAGAAACUCCAACCAAAAAUGGCGGCGAGCUGAUAUCAAAUUACUUACUCAAGAAAUAACAGACAUGGACAACUUGUUCAAGAAACUUCAAAAGUUCACAAAUGAAAAAGUACUAUAA
This is a messenger RNA of Octopus sinensis (East Asian common octopus), 853 nucleotides long. RefSeq lists its product as uncharacterized. Gene Ontology annotation, cellular component: membrane. The record is from RefSeq and is a predicted model, not a curated record. The transcript has 3 exons. Gene Ontology annotation, molecular function: G protein-coupled receptor activity; peptide binding. The coding region runs from base 41 to 853 and encodes 270 amino acids. Gene Ontology annotation, biological process: G protein-coupled receptor signaling pathway. NCBI's taxonomy places the organism in Eukaryota, Metazoa, Mollusca, Cephalopoda, Octopoda, Octopodidae.